AUGAAAGGUUCUAUUGUCGGAUUGUGGCUGUUAACCGCAGUUAUUACAUUGAAUCUGAUAGCCAAUUUAGAGGUUGUCGGUUAUCGGCUAAGCAGAUACAUACGCCCAUCGUUUUACAAUUUAUCUAUCAAUAUCCAAGACGAUGCAUCGAAUCCGGGCACAACGUUUAAUGGCGAAGUCGCCAUAACUCUGCAGUCGAAUCAGAGCAACUUACUGGAAAUAACUCUACAUAAAAAGCUUCUUAAUAUAACGCGCUGCUUGCUAUACAAUAAGGAUGGACGCCUGCAACAAGAUAUUGCAGCUAGUCAACUGCGGUAUGACAAUGAGACUGAACUGCUGACAGUGCCUCUUUUGCAACCACUGAUUGUCAAUGCAAACUACACGUUGUACUUUAAGUACUCAGGGAAAGUACAAUCUGAUACGUUAGGUCUAUUUUCAAAGGAAAUAUGGAACGCUGGGAACUCUAGUGCCAGAGCUCACAAAGUGUUUUUAACACAAUUCGAAUCGAUAGAUGCCCGAUUUGUAUUUCCCUGUUUUGAUGAACCUGCAUUUAAGGCAAAGUUUCAGCUUCACAUUGGACGACCAAGUGGCUAUAAUGCCGUCAGCAACACUAGAUUGAUGGAAACAACAAAUGAGGGGAAAAAUUACUUUGUAGAUCACUUUGACGUAACUCCCAUCAUGUCCACAUAUUUAGUGGCCUUUCUAAUAUCAAACUAUCAGGCUCGAGGCAAUAUUAGCGACUAUGCUGUCUUAUCAUUGCCGGAACAUUACAAUAAGACAGAGUUCAGUUACAAUGUUGGAAAACGCGUAGUAGCGGCAUUCAAUGAACUAUUCCCCAUAUCAUAUAAACAAUUGGGAAAUGACGUCCUACUUUUUGCGAGUGUACCUUCGUUUGAUAUCGUCGGCAUGGAGAAUUGGGGCCUCAUAUUUUACAGCGAAGAACUACUGGUGCAAAAACCCGGGUACACUGACGGUUUUGUGCACAAAGAGUUUACAUGCCGAAUGAUUGCACAUGAGAUUGCCCACAUGUGGUUUGGAAACAGUGUCACCUUAUCCUGGUGGAGUCAUCUCUGGUUAAACGAAGGAUUUGCCCGUUUGUAUGAGAUCCUCGUCACACAUCAGCUCUACCCAGAAUAUCAUUUGGAUCAACAGUUUGUUAUACAUCUUCAGACGAUAUUUGAUGAAGACGCUAUGAAUAGUUCCCAUCCAUUAAGUAGUUCCGAAUCGAGCAUACAAACAGAAUCCGAAUUUGAAGAACUUUUCGGCAGUUUUUCAUAUGAAAAGGGUGCUAGCAUUAUUCGAAUGUGGCGAAGCGCAAUGGGAGCCGUCAACUUUGAUAACUCAAUUAAUAGUUACCUGAAGCAACACCAUUUAAAAAACACAAGUCCCAGCGAUCUGUUUGCUCAUCUCAAGCAAAACUGGCCAGCUCAACCUGAAGUUGUUUUGGAUACGUUCUUUUCAGACUUCACGGAGCAGGUGGGAUACCCAAUGGUCAUUGUGAACAUUACUCAAAACCAACAACGAGUAAUCCUACACCAAAAACGUUUUCUAAAUGAUUAUGAAGACGGUAGUGAUGCCACCUUACGUUACACCAUUCCAAUUACGUUCGCCACGAAUGUGAAGAACACAUUUGAUAAUCUAACACCUUACACGUACUUCGAUAAGAAUAAGACUACGGUUGAGAUCUCCUUUAAGGAGCCCAUUGAAUGGAUAAUCUUGAACCUUAAGCAAUCUAGUUACUAUCGAGUGCUCUACGAUAAACCAAUUCUUGCCCAACUUAAACUGGCCCUCUCCAAGAACGGACACAGUUCAAUUCCAGUUGAAAAUCGCGCACAGAUUAUUGACGAUCUCUUCAACUUUGCUCACGCUGGAAUGAUUGAUUACGUGGAUGUGUUUGAAUUUUUAGAGAAUUUGAAAAACGAAUUUGAUUAUGUUCCGUGGUAUGCUGCCUACAAAGGUUUGAUAAGGGUAUCGCAACGAUUAACGCCACAACAAUUGCCUUAUUUCGGGAAAUAUCUUAAUAAUAUUACAUCCGCGGUCUUCGCCAAGCUAACUGUGAAAUCGAAUAGCGACGAUACAGUGAUGGAUGUGUAUAAUCGACAAUUGCAAGUGUCUCUCCUUUGCAGAUACCAAAAUACCGAAUGCAAUAACCAAGUAAAACUUCAUUUUGAGGCGGAUCUCGAGAAGCCUUCCCCAGAUUAUCGUGAAACCUUUUACUGUGCAGCAGCACGCACGACAGGUUACGCCCGAAUCCUCGAACUAUAUACUAAUGAAAGUGACUUGGAGGAGAAACAUAUGCUAUGGCGGGCCUUAAGUUGUACGAGAGAUUAUCGUGCACAUUACAAUAACAUGGUAUUUAACAGCAAGAUUGUUGAGAAUAAGACCGACGGCGUGACACAGAUGUAUGAGGAGAAUCCCGAUUUAAUUACACCCAUUUUAUCCAUGUUAGCAGAGAACAUUACGAAGUGGAGCAAUUUUUUGGGCGAUUCGUGGGAAACUGUAGUAAUGUUGAAUAAAAUGUCUGAGUCCUUCACAACCGUGGAGCAGGCAAAUCUAUUUGCCGAAUUGAUCGAUGAAAAUUCGGAAUUCUUUGGUACAGACAUUGAAGUGCUUGAAUCCGCUCUGGAAAGAGUAAAAAUGAACCUAGAGUGGGCAAAGCAGCGAUUGAGCAAUCUAAACAACUAUCUGAGGAGAAGAUGA
Messenger RNA from Drosophila albomicans, 2700 nucleotides. Its product is annotated as aminopeptidase N-like. The record is from RefSeq and is a predicted model, not a curated record. Lineage: Eukaryota; Metazoa; Arthropoda; Insecta; Diptera; Drosophilidae. Gene Ontology annotation, cellular component: cytoplasm. Bases 1 to 2700 code for a protein of 899 amino acids. The transcript is spliced from 6 exons. Gene Ontology annotation, biological process: proteolysis; peptide catabolic process. Gene Ontology annotation, molecular function: metalloaminopeptidase activity; peptide binding; zinc ion binding.